AUGCUAUCGUCAUCCGCCCACAGAUCAAUUCUGGCUGCUUCCUUCAAAAUCCCACUUGGCGGCUCCCUAGCGCCGGCCGUUCGUCCAGCCAGCAUCACCAGGCUGCUGCACGGCAGCCGCGCGCUCAGCGAGGACGCGACCGACAAAGACGCCCCAAAUGCCGACGAAUCCAAACAGACGCUCCCACAAAAGGCAUCAAACAUCGUCCGCACCAUCUUGCACGGCUCUGAGCAGGUCAGGCAGGAGACCCGGGACACACUAUCCAAGGUGCUGGCCCGCGGCAAGUAUGUGCACGAGCUGGCCACCCACCGUGUCAAACCUGGCCGCAUGGAGGAGUACAAGGCUGUCGUGGCAGAACUGUACCCUUACAUCGUCCGCAACCUCAGCCCCGGCACAAAGCUUGUCGGCAGCUGGGAAUCCGACAUCGGCGACCUCGACACCGCUAUCCAUAUCUGGGAGUACAAGGGCUACCCGGCGCUGUCCACCGCCUAUCUGGAGUACAGGACCGAUCCAAAGUACAAAGAGCUGCACCAGAAGAUGUUGUCGUUCCUACGCGAGCGCCAGUCGCAGAUCAUGCUCGAGUUCCACUUUUGGCCGACUCACCCGCCCGUGACAAAGGGCGGCCUGUACGAGCUGCGCAGCUACACCCUAAAGUCGGGCACACUGCUUGACUGGGAGCAAAACUGGCGCGUCGGCGUCGAGUGCCGCAAGCACCACGAGGUACCCAUGGGCGCCUGGUUUUCCCAGCUCGGCAAUCUCAACCAGGUCCACCACCUCUGGCAGUACCCAGAUCUGCAAGUGCGCAAGGAGGUCCGCGAGGCUGCGUGGAGCGAAGACGGCUGGCCAGCCACUGUUCUAAACACCGUUCCGCUCAUCCAAAACAUGAGCUCGCGCAUCAUGCUCCCCAUGCCAUUUAGCUCUCUCAAGUAA
Molecule: messenger RNA, 930 nt
Organism: Kickxella alabastrina
Lineage: Eukaryota; Fungi; Kickxellomycota; Kickxellomycetes; Kickxellales; Kickxellaceae
Product: NIPSNAP-domain-containing protein
Exons: 1
Coding region: 1-930 (309 amino acids)
Cellular component (GO): mitochondrion
Source: RefSeq, a predicted model, not a curated record